Molecule: messenger RNA, 870 nt
Organism: Westerdykella ornata
Lineage: Eukaryota; Fungi; Ascomycota; Dothideomycetes; Pleosporales; Sporormiaceae
Exons: 4
Coding region: 1-870 (289 amino acids)
Source: RefSeq, a predicted model, not a curated record
AUGAGGGACUUGGGGGGUGAUCCUCGGGCAUUGGCGUUUCUGAUCAGGGAUUGGAAAUUUGAUAAAUAUGCCGAGUUACAGUCCGUACAAGUCGCCGCCACCUUCUGCGCUGGUGCGAGCCUCGCCACCCUCAGCUGGACCAAAACCCCCUCCCCCCACUGGCUCACCACCGCCCUAUGGUUCAGCUCGCUCAUCUGCUCCAUCUGGGCCAUUGUCACCUCCAUCCAAACCCGCAGCAUACUCGACGACUUACCCAAUAGAGAGCAACUCACCUCCCACUUCCCUGACGCUGAAGUGCGCCGCAUACGAUACGUGAUUUUGAGAUAUAAGGGGAGACCAAGCGUCAUGCAUUGGGUGAUGCUUUUUGCGUGGCAGUUUCCAAGUAUGAUGAUGGCGUGGGCUUGGUGUACGUUUUUGGCGGGAUUGACGGUAUAUGUGUGUACGCCUUUUGUUAAGGGUUCGCGAUGGGAGGAGGGUCAUAAGAUCGCAGUGGUGUACCUCGCAGUCGGCAGCGUCGGUCUCGUCACGUACUUCUUCUCCUCCAUCUUCGUCUACACCAGCGAGCGCUCCUGUGUUCGAGCUACCGGUUCUUGCAGCCGCUCUGCCACCUCCUACGGCCUGCCGACCACCUCGGGACGAGACAGUACCCAGCACGUUGUGGAGUCUGGAUCUGAUAUCGAAAGCUCGCCUGCGAGUCCGGCUACGGAGAGUCAAGAUAAGGAGCAAGAAAUGGACGGGCAUGUGGAAGGAGGUGAUGGAGGACCUGCGGCUCGGCGACGGAUGACGGUGCCAGCGGUCAUGAGUGGGGAACCGUGGCGUGUAGGCGCUCGCCGGGGAAGAGACAGGAGGGAGGUGUGGAUGUUGAUCUGA